Molecule: messenger RNA, 2620 nt
Organism: Gorilla gorilla gorilla (western lowland gorilla)
Lineage: Eukaryota; Metazoa; Chordata; Mammalia; Primates; Hominidae
Gene: NOXA1
Product: NADPH oxidase activator 1
Exons: 13
Coding region: 295-2268 (657 amino acids)
Biological process (GO): superoxide anion generation
Molecular function (GO): superoxide-generating NADPH oxidase activator activity; protein binding
Source: RefSeq, a predicted model, not a curated record
GCUCCCGGCGGAAGUCCGGCCGGGGCGGGGGCCGAACGGGAGGUGGGCGAGGCCUGAGGGUCUGGAGUGGGCGUGGCCGUUUCUGGCGGGGGCGUGGCCUUACCGGGGAGGGGCGGGCGCCUGCCGCCAGGGGGCGCCGCGGGGCAGCGGGGUUGCACCUGGCGCUCGGCGCCCGCACCUCUGCCCGCCUCGGAGACCCCGCAGCCCCGCGCCGCCGCCUGGACCCGGCCCCGGCCCCGGCCCCGGCACCUCCGCGGGAUCCUGGCCCCUCCUCGAGCGCCGCCACAGGCCGCCAUGGCCUCUCUGGGGGACCUGGUGCGCGCCUGGCACCUGGGCGCGCAGGCUGUGGAUCGCGGGGACUGGGCCCGCGCCUUGCACCUCUUCUCGGGCGUCCCGGCGCCGCCCGCCAGGUUGUGCUUCAACGCGGGCUGCGUGCACCUGCUGGCCGGGGACGCCGAAGCCGCGCUGCGGGCAUUUGACCAAGCCGUGACCAAGGACAGCUGCAUGGCGGUUGGCUUCUUCCAGCGAGGAGUGGCCAACUUCCAGCUGGCAAGGUUCCAGGAGGCUCUGUCUGACUUCUGGCUGGCCCUGGAGCAGCUGAGGGGCCACGCUGCCAUCGACUACACGCAGCUGGGCCUGCGGUUCAAGCUGCAAGCCUGGGAGGUGCUACACAAUGUGGCGUCGGCACAGUGCCAGCUGGGGCUCUGGACAGAGGCGGCCAGCAGCCUAAGGGAGGCCAUGUCCAAGUGGCCGGAGGGGUCCCUGAAUGGCCUGGACUCAGCCCUGGACCAAGUGCAGGCGCAGGGGCUCUGCGACUGCAGGCCUGGUUGGUCACCCCGUCUGCAUCUGCUGGAUACCCACCCCCUCCAGAGACGGGGCUCACUACUGCCACGGCAGGUCCCCAGGGGCGAGGUCUUCCGGCCCCACCGGUGGCACCUGAAGCACCUGGAGCCCGUGGAUUUCCUGGGCAAGGCCAAGGUGGUGGCCUCUGCCAUCCCCGACAACCAGGGCUGGGGCGUCCACCCUCAGCAGCCACAGGUUCCGGAGGAGGGAGGGCGGCCCCCGACCCUUAACCAGAGCGAGGUUGUUGCUUUGUGUCCACAGGGACCAGGAGCGAACCAUGAUGCCAGGUCUCUAAUCAUGGACUCCCCAAGAGCUGGCACCCACCAGGGCCCCCUUGAUGCAGAGACAGAGGUCGGUGCUGACCGCUGCACGUCGACCGCCUACCAGGAGCAGAGGCCCCAGGUGGAGCAAGUUGGCAAACAGGCUCCUCUCUCCCCAGGGCUGCCGGCAAUGGGGGGGCCUGGCCCCGGCCCCUGUGAGGACCCCGCGGGUGCUGGGGUAAGAGGCUCCAGACCCUUCACCUGUCAGUCACCUGAGGGAGGCCGAGGCCAAGCCCCAUCCCUCAGAAUCAAGGCUUGCAAGCCCCCCUCACCUGCCCAGUCUCUGUCCACACCCCUCGGGCUGAAGACGGCCCUGACCAGGCCCUGGGCCUCAGCGACCACCCCUCCCCCUCCUGCCUGGACCCAGGGAGCAGGUGCAGGGGGCUCCGAGCCCCUGGUGACUGUCACCGUGCAGUGCGCCUUCACGGUGGCCCUGAGGGCACGAAGAGGAGCCGACCUGUCCAGCCUACGGGCACUGCUGGGCCAAGCCCUCCCUCACCAGGCCCAGCUUGGGCAACUCAGUUACCAAGCCACAGGUGAGGACGGGCACUGGGUCCCCAUCCCCGAGGAGGAGUCGCUGCAGAGGGCCUGGCAGGACGCAGCUGCCUGCCCCAGGGGGCUGCAGCUGCAGUGCAGGGGAGCCGGGGGUCGGCCAGUCCUCUACCAGGUGGUGGCCCAGCACAGCUACUCCGCCCAGGGGCCAGAGGACCUGGGCUUCCGACAGGGGGACACGGUGGACGUCCUGUGUGAAGAGCCCAGUGUCCCCUUGCAGUGGACCAGGCAUGGCUGGAGGGCCACUGUGACGGCCGCAUCGGCAUCUUCCCCAAGUGCUUCGUGGUCCCCGCCGGCCCUCGGAUGUCAGGAGCGCCCGGCCGCCUGCCCCGAUCCCAGCAGGGAGAUCAGCCCUAACGAUGCUGUGUCCAUGAUGCUUUUAAUAAAAACAACCCCCACUGCAGUCUCACCCUCCAAGCGGGUGUGGGAGGCCGGGCUGGCCCAGCAGAAGCCCCCGGGCCUGGACUCCAUCCAUCUGCUCAGACAACAGCAGGGAGAGCGGGGGUCCAGGUGGGGCAGCUCCCUCCCCUCCGCCCCUCUCCGCCCCUCCUGAGGCCCCGUCAGGAGCAGGACCCCUGUGCCUCCGUGGUCUUGCCCUGUUUGCAGGCAGCAUGUGGCCCUGCAGUCACACAGCCUGGAGACACCACGAGUCCUGGCGGCCUGUGUGCAGAAAGGCACCUACGGCCCUGGAAGCCCAGUUGCAGAAGGAGGCGGGGGGAGGGACGCCAGGAGGGGAGGCCAUGCAGCCUCUGUGGCCAGCACCACCCUGACGGUGCCCUGGAGGUGGCUGUCACCUGACCGUGGGCAGAGCCACAGAGCAAGGCCCCACGGCGCUCAGGGCUCAGGAAGGCUCCGACAUCCGGGACGCAGCUGCCUGUGGGCUCUGUGGGGGCCCACCUCCGCCU